AACAGCUUCGCGCGGCUCUAUGCGCAUUUAUGGGAUAUUUACUCUUAUUAUACUACGCGAUGUUGAUCCGAGAACCAGGCGAUCGCCAGUGCCGAAGUUCCGUGUUUCACCGAAGGGCAUCAGUCGGCAGCACUUUAGUUGGAUAUGCUCGUGCAGCUCCGAUUUCGUGUUUCCCAUUUCAAGAGUAUCACGAGCUGAUCCGCGCCAGCGAAAAAAAGGAGAAUCGAGUGAAAAUAAAAAUAUGUUUACCGUGCAACACACUCGGACAUUUUUCUCACUGAAGAAUGCGACGUUAAUGUUGACACAAAGAACAACGCAGAAUGAUCUCGUUAGAUUGUUUGCGCCAGUUUGUGCGACGCACCUGCCAGAGUUCAGGAACAUUUACACAACAUCUUCUUCCAACACAUCCAUAGCUCAAAAUAUAAGACCAAUGGGAGUAGUACAGAAAACGCUAAAAAAAUUUGGUAUCUUAGACAUCCAAAAAUAUAAAGAUAUGGCACUCGGCACUAAAGUAUACGAAGAUGUAUUAGGACAAAUUGAUUAUCCUUUCUUCUUUAAAUAUUUUAAUAUGCCUGAUACAUUUUGCUCCUGGUUUUUGGUAACAGAACUUCAUGUAUGGAUGAUAAUGGUUCGAUACAUGGCAGAAGGCAAAACUGGUAAAGCAAUUAGAAAUCAUAUAGCAAUGACAUUGUGGAGUGAUCUGAAGGCCAGGGUGGACAAACUUGGUCCCAUGAAUAGCAAAGUUAAACAAAACCAAUUAAAAGAAGUGACGGAACAAUUUCACGCUGCUAUAAUAGGUUAUGAUGAGGGUAUAUUAUCGAAUGACAGAGUAUUAGCAGCGGCGAUUUGGAGGAGAUUUUUCCAUUUAGAAUGCAAUAAUCCGGAACACGUUGAAGUACUUCUUAUUUAUAUUAGAAAACAGAUUUGUUUGUUUGACAAUUUGCCAACUCACGAGAUUUUAAGAAAGCCUGUGUUAAAACUAAUAGAUAUAAAAAGUUUAUGUAAGAAUCGUUAAUUGUGUUCUAAUAAAUGUAAUUAGUUAAACAUAUGUAAAAUACAUAAAUUGUGUAUAUAUUGAAAUAUAUGUAUUUGUAAAUACAAAUAUGUACUGACA
Molecule: messenger RNA, 1114 nt
Organism: Pseudomyrmex gracilis
Lineage: Eukaryota; Metazoa; Arthropoda; Insecta; Hymenoptera; Formicidae
Gene: Uqcc1
Product: ubiquinol-cytochrome-c reductase complex assembly factor 1
Exons: 6
Coding region: 20-1015 (331 amino acids)
Biological process (GO): mitochondrial respiratory chain complex III assembly
Cellular component (GO): mitochondrion
Source: RefSeq, a predicted model, not a curated record